Molecule: messenger RNA, 2874 nt
Organism: Globicephala melas (long-finned pilot whale)
Lineage: Eukaryota; Metazoa; Chordata; Mammalia; Artiodactyla; Delphinidae
Gene: GLIS1
Product: GLIS family zinc finger 1
Biological process (GO): regulation of transcription by RNA polymerase II
Cellular component (GO): nucleus
Molecular function (GO): DNA-binding transcription factor activity, RNA polymerase II-specific; RNA polymerase II cis-regulatory region sequence-specific DNA binding
Source: RefSeq, a predicted model, not a curated record
CGCCCCCGCCCCGGGGUGCCGCCCCGCUGGACUCUGCUGCUGCUGGGGCUGCGGCGCCAGUUGAGGCGCGCCUAGCCUCGCGCCCCGGGAGCAAGCUGCUGCGGCCGCCGCGAGGAGCCCGGCGCGACCUCCAGCGGUGCGCCCCGCCCCGGCGCCAUGCACUGCGAGGUGGCCGAGGCGCACUCAGACAAGAGGCCGAAGGAGGCCCCCGGCGCUCCGGGUCCCGGCCGGGGGCCCGCUGGCCUCGGCCCGCACAUGGCCUUCAGGGUCACGGUGAGCAGCGGGGGCUGCGGGGAUGGGGGUCCGCGUGACUUGCUGCCCGCGCCACUGCGCGCCCACGACCUCCUCGAGCCCCGGAGCCCCCGAGACUACGGUCCGUCCAAGGCCUCUGCCGCCGGUAAGGUGAACGGGAGCUACGGCCACUGCACUCCGGGCUCGGAGAAGAGUCUACUGGACCUGGACCUUGCUGAAGGCCCUGGCCCCCCCUGCCGCCAGGGCCUGUUUCUCCCUGCAGGAAGCCCACCACCCCAGGGCCACCCCUCAGCCUGUGAGAGGCUGCUGCAUUUCCCCCACCCCAGCAGGUCGCCCAGGCCCCAGGCCACCUAUGUGAACGGAGGCCUCCCGGCCACACAGCACAUCAAGCAGGAGUCCCUGCCUGACUACCGGGCCAUGACGGAAGCUCGCGCACCCCUGUCUGCCCACUGCCGGGCCCCGCCAGCCACGGGCCUGCACACAGACCUGGACCUCUCGGGCCGAGGCCUCGCCAACCCCGCACCUUCCUGCUACCUUCUGGGCAGUGAACCCAGCUCUAGCCUGGGCCCCCCACCUGAGGCCCACCUGCCCGAGGGUGGCCUGAAGCGCUGCUGCCUCUUGGGCCUGCCCCCAGCAUCCUCAGCCUCCGCCUCGCCCUGCGCCUCUUCCGACAUCACCUCCAUCAUCCGCUCCUCCCAGACAGCUCUGGUCACCUGCGUAAAUGUACUCCGGAGCCCCCCUCUGCCGGGAGACCCGGGAGGCCCUCCCAAGAGGGCCCGGCCCAGCCCUGCGUCCACCGAGAGCCACGAGGGCAGUUUGCAACUUGAAGCCUGCCGGAAGGCCGGCUUCCUGAAGCAGGAGCCCGCGGACGAGUUCUCAGAGCUCUUCGGGCCUCACCAGCAGGGCCUGCCACCCCCCUACCCCCUGUCUCAGCUGCCGCCUGGCCCGGGCCUUGGAGGCCUGGGGCUGGGCCUGGCGGGCAGGGGCGUGGCUGGGCGGCAGGCGUGCCGUUGGGUGGACUGCUGUGCAGCCUACGAGCAGCAGGAGGAGCUGGUGCGGCACAUUGAGAAGAGCCACAUCGACCAGCGCAAGGGCGAGGACUUCACCUGCUUUUGGGCGGGGUGCGUGCGCCGCUACAAGCCCUUCAAUGCCCGCUACAAGCUGCUCAUCCACAUGAGGGUGCACUCGGGCGAGAAGCCCAACAAGUGCAUGUUUGAGGGCUGCAGCAAGGCCUUCUCGAGGCUGGAGAACCUCAAGAUCCACCUGCGGAGCCACACGGGCGAGAAGCCAUACCUGUGCCAGCACCCGGGCUGUCAGAAGGCCUUCAGCAACUCCAGCGACCGCGCCAAGCACCAGCGCACCCACCUUGACACGAAGCCAUACGCCUGCCAGAUCCCUGGCUGCUCCAAGCGCUACACAGACCCCAGCUCCCUCCGCAAGCACGUGAAGGCCCAUUCAGCCAAAGAGCAGCAGGUGCGUAAGAAGCUGCACAUGUGCCCUGAUGCUGAGGCCGAUGUCCUGACCGAGUGUCUGGCCCUACAGCAGCUCCACGCAUCCACACAGCUGGCUGCCAGCAAUGGGAAGGGUGGCCGCACCCUGAGCCAGGAGCUGCUCCCAGGCGUGUAUCCUGGCUCCAUCACCCCCCAUAACGGGCUCGCAUCAAGCAUCCUGCCCCCUAUGCACGAUGUCCCUUCCAGGCACCACCCACUGGACGCCACCACCAGUUCCCACCACCAUCUGUCCCCUCUGCCCACGGCUGAGAGCACCAAGGAUGGGUUGGGACCCGGCCUCCUCUCGCCCAUGGUCAGCCCACUGAAGGGGCUUGCGCCACCGCCGCUGCCACCGUCCUCCCAGAGUCAUUCUCCAGGGGGCCAGUCCUUCCCCACGCUCCCCAGCAAGCCACCCUACCCACCCUUCCAGAGCCCUCCGCCCCAGCCUCUGCCCAGCCCGCAAGGCUACCAGGGCAGUUUCCACUCCAUCCAGAAUUGCUUCCCUUAUGGCGACUGCUACCGGUCAGCCGAGCAGGCCACCAGUGGGGACGGACUGGCCGGGGAGGCCCACGGUUUCAACCCCCUGCGGCCCAAUGGCUACCAUGGCCUCAGUGCACCUUUACCUGCCACAGGCUACGAGGCCCUGGCCGAGGCCCCAUGCCCCACAGUGCUGCCACCACAGCCGUCGGAAGACGUCGUGUCCAGCGGCCCCGAGGACUGCGGCUUCUUCCCCAACGGGGCCUUUGACCACUGCCUGAGUCACAUCCCCUCCAUCUACACAGACACCUGAAGGAACGCCUCCCACACCUGCCUGACCUCCACCGCAGAUGCUCCCUUGCCCACCCCGUCGUCUGUUCCCACCUUGGGGGCACCCAGCCCGAGCAGCCAGGCCACUGCUCCGCAGAACGCAGGGUGCCUGGUCUGCGGCAGCUGCACAGCGCUGGCCGGGAGUGAGCCUCUGAGCCUGAGCCAGGUGCUCAGAGGUGCCCUUCAGGAUCCGUGACCUGUGGCAUCCCUUGACUGCGUCUUCCUUUCGUUUCCCCAAUGGUUUCGAAAUCACAGACCUCGUGUAUAUACAAUGUACAGAACUUGUUGUCCAUUCCCCUGCCAGUUUUAUAUUUUUGGUUUUACA